Messenger RNA from Carlito syrichta (Philippine tarsier), 4002 nucleotides. Its product is annotated as Krueppel-like factor 6. The record is from RefSeq and is a predicted model, not a curated record. Gene Ontology annotation, molecular function: DNA-binding transcription factor activity, RNA polymerase II-specific; RNA polymerase II cis-regulatory region sequence-specific DNA binding. Lineage: Eukaryota; Metazoa; Chordata; Mammalia; Primates; Tarsiidae. Gene Ontology annotation, biological process: regulation of transcription by RNA polymerase II. The annotation marks the transcript as partial. The transcript is spliced from 4 exons.
GCGCCUCGUUUUUCUCUGGCCGCUGUAGACGUAAUGAACGCACUGUGGCGUGCACAGCCCUGCACUUGGGAAUGGCAUUCUUUGGAAACACGCUAGGUCUACACAGGAAAUGGGUGGUUUCACUGCAGUGCACCCAUGUCCCAAGUAUACACAGCGAGUUGCUGUCUACUCCAGUGUGGCCCUGCAUUGUCAGCUGCCUCUCACGGGUCCCUGGGAACACCCUGCGUGCCUGCCGUCUUUCUGUCCUGUUGCGUGGAUGCUGCGGGCGUCAAGGGCGCAUGGACUCACGUGCCUCUCUGGUUGGUUUUGCACAGACCUGCCUGGAGCUGGAGCGCUACCUGCAGAGCGAGCCUUGCUACGUCUCCGCCUCAGAGAUCAAGUUUGACAGCCAGGAAGAUCUGUGGACCAAACUCAUCCUGGCUCGGGAGAAGAAGGAGGAAUCUGAACUGAAGGUUUCCUCGCGUCCUCCAGAGGCUGCGCUCCUGAGCCCGAGCUUCAGUUUCAACCUGGAGACCAACAGCCUGAGCUCGGACGUCGGCAGCGAGUCGUCCGACAGCUCGGAGGAACUGGCCCCCACCGCCAAGUUCACCGCGGACCCCGUCGGCGAAGUUCGCGUCAGUCCGGGGAACUUGAGCUGCUCGGUCACGUCCACGCCCCCGUCGUCUCCGGAACUGAGCCGGGAGGCCUCCCAGCUGUGGGGCUGCGCGCCCGGGGAGCUGCCCUCACCCGGGAAGGCGCGCGGUGGGACGCCGGGGAAGCCCGGGGACAAGGGAGGGGACGCCUCCCCCGACGGCAGGAGGCGGGUGCACCGGUGCCACUUCAACGGCUGCAGGAAAGUGUACACCAAAAGCUCCCACUUGAAAGCACAUCAGCGGACGCACACAGGAGAAAAGCCUUACAGAUGUUCAUGGGAAGGGUGUGAGUGGCGUUUUGCAAGAAGUGAUGAGUUAACCAGGCACUUCCGAAAGCACACCGGCGCCAAGCCUUUUAAAUGCUCCCACUGUGACAGGUGUUUCUCCAGGUCUGACCACCUGGCCCUGCACAUGAAGCGGCACCUGUGAGGGCGCAGAGGCGACUCCUGUAGGCUAAGAGGCUUCCAGGCUGAGAGACGGCCGUGGGAGGAGGGAUGCGUGUUCCAGCCAAAGCAUGCCAUUUUGCACCCUGCCCAGUUGCCUCCAGGGCCCCUCCUUGGAAGGUCUUUCGAGGGCUAAACAAGUCCUGUCCGGAGCGGCUGGCACCCGUGGUGCGUGGUGUGUGGGUGACCCUGGACUCGCCACUGGUACCUAACCUUCCGAGUGGCGCCAAGCCUUUGCCGUGAGCAUGCGCACUGAGGAUGUCACUGGCUGGGUUGACUGUCUGUUGAGGAUCUAUUACUGACUGUAUGAUGAGACCGACUUUUUUCCUUGCGGUGGGCACAACUGCGAGAGACAGAAAAAAGUAGCUUGAGUGUUGUGUGUGUCAGGAGUGUUCCAUGAGAUGAGAUGACCACCGACCAUUUCCUGGGGGGAGGGAGUGGCUGCACCUUAGGAAAAACAAAAACAAACCAACAAAAAAACAAAAAAAAAGAAAAAGACAAAAAAGAAGGAAAAACUCGGCGGGUGGGAGCGGGAACUCAGGACCCCGGAGUGGUGAGUGGCGUGGGGAGGGGAGGGGGCCCCCCCCUUCCAGCGUGAGAGAAGUCUUAUGUCUGGUGCAGCUAUUAAACGUGCAAUGUGUCAAGUAGCUCGUUUCACUUGCUACGACAGAGCUCAUUUGUAACCCAUUGUAUAAGCUGUGUAUCUACAAAUAUAACACAACGAUACUUUUCCUUGUAAUGCAAAACAGUCAUGCAUGGUCUGGGGAACUCUCUGCUUUUCCAUGCGCAAGUCAGGACUGCAAGACCGAUUCCAGCUGCUGAGCAGUGAGAUGCAGGGUGUCUGGCAUGGUGGCCCCAGCCAUUUGGGCCCGCAGCACACCAUCCCCUUCCGGAAAGGCAUUGUGCCGCCUAGGGUGGUUUUUCAGUGAUUCUGAGUUUGAAUUAACUCUUGGGAGCAUUUUGGGACGAUGCCCUUUGGAGAAAUUGGACGCGUACUUACUGUCAAAGAGCCGGGGCCGGGAAUUGCUGGUCUGAUGUGACCUAAAAUUUUUCUCAGUUGGGUGGAUCCAACCACUAAUGCUUAGAAACUGUUUUCUCAUGCAGCUAUGUUUCUCUUAUUUAUGCCUUGAGGACUAAUUUCUGGUUUUCUAGCUGUCAAAUGCACUGUUGACCUUCAUAAUGGUGCCUUAUGCAAGCGACCCCUCGUGCGGGGUUUCAUACAGGGGUGUGGCUGAUGGAUGCUUUAUUAAGGCUCAUUUUUCACCUGGCAUUGUACUGUAUCCAUGUGUAAUCCGGAAAAACAAGUCUCUUGAGGUCCUCCUUCACAAAGACAAGUAGACGAAAGCCCCCUGAACACGUCAGUGUUUGCUCAAUCUUGUAGACGACUUGCCUGUCAGUGUUAAGAUGGAAAACACGUGAUGUUGCAAAGUCAGCCCGAUUCUGCCACCUGGAGACUUUCAUACAGACCUUGCACAACAGUUGUAUAGAUCACACACCGGCUGUAUUUAAUAUGUAACGUUUUCACACAUAGUACAGAUGCAGAAGUAUAAAAAAUAAAUAAACCCAAUGUCAAUGUAUUUGCUUAAAAGGCACAAAUUUCACAUAUCUAUCUAGCUAUCUGUUGGUAAGAUAGAAAGUAUACUACUUUUUUUUAAAAGUGGGCGGGAUUCUUGUGUAUGUAUAUUUGUGUGUAUAGUAUGUGUAUGUGUGUGUAUAUAUAUAUAUAUAUUAUAUAUAGAUAAUAUAUAAAUAUUUUUUUUAAGGAGAAACUAGAAUGUUUAGCUAGAAAAUUCCACAGCCUGCGAAGAAAUACUUCAAAAUGGCCGUAAGGGAGGUGCAAACGAAAAGUAUGAUCUAACUUUUCUAGAGGCUUUAUCUUUAAUUUAAUGAUUCGCUGAAGACUUUUCCUGGCGUUGAGUCUGUCCCAGAAGGCCCAGCAUUCUCUCUCACCAUGAUGGGGGGGUCUGGAGCAGGAGACCCCCGGGCCGCUCCCACAUGGCCCGAAGGAAGUACUGGAACUCCCUUGGGGCUCAGACACACUAAGGUUUUGAUUUCGGAUUUCAGCCUUAUCAGAAGAUCUAAGAGUCAGCUAAUCACAGGGAUUCUUUUUUAGAACACUUUUUAUGCAGAUGAAGCUAUUUUUUCCAGCACGUAGAUUCCUCCGGUUUUUCCAAGGAGUAAUUUCCCCGAAUUGGCAUACCACAGCGCAGACAGCUGAUCCUUCUCCCAGCUGCUGGCUGUGGGUGUGGAGCUCUUCUUUAUAUAUAUAUACACACAUGUGAGUCUGGCUGGGCUGGUAUUUUGUUUGAUCUUCCUGGAAAUGAGCAAUGAUGAAAGCUCACACAACUGGUUUUUUUUUAUCAGCUGAUGAAUAAUACACUUACCUAAAGAACUCAUUUCAUUUUGCUGGGGAGUGGGAGGGGGGUUGCAGUUUUCUUUGGGCAACUCAAAAUCCAAGCGCUUGAUUUGCUGGGUUUUGAAAAACUCCUUUUUUGGUCCUGCUAUGUGCUUAGCCAUAACAAUUCCAUUAAGCAAGAAGGUAAACAAAAGACAAAAAAAACACACUCGCACUGGCUUGCUGCCCUUCUGCAGCUCCGGGGCACUGUGGGCCUGGGUGGGGUGGGUGCCGGGCGGGUGCCUGCGAUCUCAUAGUCAGCAAGUACAGGAAGAACUACAUUCUGUCCAGGUGACGACUGAGCCUCAAUCAAAGCAGAAACUUUGCUUGAAGUUAAAAAAAAAAAUUUCUAUUAGUGAAAUUUCUUUUUUUUUUUUUUUUUGGAAGCACCCUGUUAUCUAAAGAAUCUUUGUAAGAUUUUUGUAAAAUUUUGUUUUACAAGAUUUUAUUUGAAAUUGUUUUUUGCAAGAUUGUUAUAUUUCUGUAUGAAUGUAUUUUUUAUUGGAAUAACAUAAAAGAAUUCUUAUCAGCA